Lampris incognitus (smalleye Pacific opah) is the source of this 1593-nucleotide messenger RNA. Its product is annotated as metalloreductase STEAP2-like. Gene Ontology annotation, cellular component: endosome; plasma membrane. Bases 1 to 1593 code for a protein of 530 amino acids. The record is from RefSeq and is a predicted model, not a curated record. Gene Ontology annotation, biological process: copper ion import. The transcript is spliced from 5 exons. Gene Ontology annotation, molecular function: ferric-chelate reductase (NADPH) activity; cupric reductase (NADH) activity. Lineage: Eukaryota; Metazoa; Chordata; Actinopteri; Lampriformes; Lampridae.
AUGGACUCCAUCUCUAUGAUGGGAGGCAGCAGCAGCCCAAUCCUCACCAUGGCCUCGUCCUCCUCCCACCGCCAAUCCCACCAGCAGGCUUCGUUCCUCUGCAACGGCUUGAAGAACGGAUCCGGAGACAUGGGAGUCUUUGGAGGGACAUCUGCUACCUCCACUUACUCCACAUUUGCUACCCCCGCUGUUCCCGCCAAGCCCACGGUGGCCAUUUUGGGCUCAGGUGAUUUCUCCAAGUGCCUGACCAUCCGCCUGCUCUACUGUGGCUUCCACGUGGUGGUGGGGAGCCGCCAGCCCAGGCACGCUGCCCAGCUCUUCCCCCACGUUGUGGAUGUGACGCACCACGAGGACGCUGUGAGCAAGGCAGGAAUCGUGUUCAUGGCUAUACGCCGAGAGCACUACCCAGUCCUGUGGGACCUCAAACACCUGUUGGAAGGGAAGAUCCUUGUGGAUGUGAGCAAUAACAGGAGGGUGAACCAGUACCCAGAGUCUAAUGCUGAGUACCUGGCCUCCCUACUACCUGGUUCUGUAGUAGUCAAAGGCUUCAAUGUCAUAUCAGCCUGGGCCAUGCAACAGACCUGCCCUAAAGAUGCCAGCAGACAGGUGUUCAUCUGCAGUAACUCCAUGGAGGCCCGUCAGCAGGUCAUGGAGCUUGCCCGCCAACUCAACUUCGUGCCCGUAGACAUGGGGCCCUUGUUGUCUUCGCGGGACAUCGAGAACAUGCCUGUGCGUCUGUUCCCUGCGUGGAGGGGCCCUGUCCUGGUGGCUGUGGCCCUUUCCAUCUUCUUUUUUGCCUACGCUUUUGUCCGGGACAUAAUCUACCCAUACGUGAAGCAUAAGCAGAGUGACUUCUACAAGAUCCCUGUGGAGAUGGUGAACCGGACUCUGCCCACUGUGGCUAUCACACUGCUGGCCUUGGUCUACCUGGCUGGCCAGCUUGCUGCCACGCACCAGCUUUACCACGGGACCAAGUACAGGCGUUUCCCCCACUGGCUGGAGGGAUGGCUGCAGAGCCGCAAGCAGCUGGGACUGCUCAGCUUCUUCAUGGCCUGCGUGCAUGUCCUCUACAGCCUCUGUCUUCCCAUGAGGAGGUCAGAGAGGUAUCUGCUCCUCAACAUGGCCUACCAGCAGAUCCAUGCCAACGUGGAGAACUCGUGGAAUGAAGAGGAGGUGUGGAGAGCGGAGAUGUACGUCUCCUUUGGGAUCAUGAGUCUUGGACUCCUUGCCCUCCUGGCUGUCACCUCCAUCCCCUCCGUCCACAGCGCCCUCAACUGGAGGGAGUUCAGCUUCAUACAGUCCACACUAGGCUACAUCGCACUGCUCAUCGCCACAUUUCACGCCCUGCUGUUUGGCUGGAAGCGUGCCUUUGAGGAGGAGGCUUACCGCUUCUACUUGCCCCCCAGCUUCGUAGUGGCCCUGGUCCUGCCCGUGUGUGUAAUCCUGGGCAAAUUGUUCCUGCUUCUCCCCUGUGUGGCCCGCAAGCUCCACCAGAUACGCCGGGGCUGUGAGAAUGGCCGCUACCAUUCCCAGCGCCUCGACCCGGUGGGCUCGGCAGCACACAUCUCACCGGAGAGAGUCACCAUCAUGUGA